CCUCUAUAAUAUAGAGUCUAUAUAUACAUCGCCUUCGCUCCUUUCCCUCUCCUCCAUUGGCUUCAAACAAAUUCUCUCACAAUUCCAGCAUAUUCAAAAAUCCAAAAAAAAAAAAAGAAGAAGGAAAAACCCUGAAUCUCUACAACAACAACAAUAAUGGGUGAAAAGAAGGAAGAAGCAGCGACGAAGCCCGAGGGAGAGAAGAAGCCGGCCGAAGUCUCGCCGGAUAAGAAGGAAGGCGGUGGCGGUGGCGGCGGAGGAGGAGCCGCCGUCGUGCUAAAGCUUGAAUUGCACUGCGAAGGCUGCGGCAAGAAAAUCAAACGCAUCUUCAAGCACUACAAAGGUGUUGAUGAUGUGAAGAUAGACUAUGGGGCCAACAGAUUGACGGUGAUCGGAGAUGUUGAUCCGGCGAAAAUCAGAGACAGAGUGGCCGAGAAGACGAAGAGAAAAGUAGAACUCGUGUCCCCUGCGCCGAAGAAAGACGGCGGCGGAGGCGAGAAGAAGCCGGCCGACGAGAAUUCCGGUGAGAAAAAAGAGGGGAAAAAGGAGGAAGACGAGAAGAAACCUCCUGCUCCACCAAAAGAGGCGACGGUGGUUUUCAAGACGAGGUUACAUUGCGAAGGUUGCAUACACAAGAUCAGAAGGAUAAUAUUAAAAAUUAAAGGGGUCGAAUCGGUCUCCAUCGACGGCGACAAGGAGCUCGUGACGGUGAAAGGAACAAUGGACGUCAAGGAGCUCACUCCUUACCUCAACGAGAAGCUCAAGCGCACUGUCGAAAUUGUCCCUCCUCCCAAAAACGCCGACACAAACGCAAACGAAAACGCUGAAAAGAAGGGCAAGGAUUCAGCAGGGGAGAAGAAACCCAAGGAGGAGGGUUCCGGUGAGAAGAAAGAGAGUCCCGGCAACAGCGCCGGCGGCGGAGUAGACGACAAGAAGGACAAGGAGAGUUCCGGCGGCGGAGCAGGCGACAAGAAGGACAAGGAGAGUUCCGGCGGCGGAGCAGGCGACAAGAAGGACAAGGAGAGUUCCGGCGGUGGUGCGGCGGUUGAGGUGAAGAAGAUGGAGUACCACGGGUACGCAUACCCGACGCAGCCGAUGUAUUGGUAUCCACCAGGAGGACACGUGUACGGUCAGAAUUACGCGCCACAGGUGUACGUACACGAACCGUAUAACGCGAACCAAGGGUACGUACAGGGACCGUAUAAUACGAACCAAGGGUACGUGGGGGGAGGGUAUGUGAUGGACCCUUACGCACAUCUACGAGCACCUCAGAUGUUCAGUGACGAGAAUCCAAAUGGGUGUUCCAUCGUGUGAAAAGUGAAAACAUAAAAAUUAGCGAGAUAUGUACUGUGAUUGUGAAUAGGUAAGAAAAUAUAGUGAAAUACACGAACCAUCUCGGACUUUGUUCACGAAAUUACCUCGCAUCUUCUAAACCGGCCGGUUUAGGUUGGUUUACUUUUUCGUUUAUUAUUUUUAGAUAGUGUUAUAUGAAGCUUAGUUUAUAGUUUAUAAUUUGGUUGUACACUUUUUGGUGUUUAAUUGCGCGUUGUUUGUAAACGUUUGAGAUAUCAUAAUUGAAAUAUCCCUUUUUAUGAGUGUA
This is a messenger RNA of Tarenaya hassleriana, 1600 nucleotides long. RefSeq names its product heavy metal-associated isoprenylated plant protein 3-like. The record is from RefSeq and is a predicted model, not a curated record. NCBI's taxonomy places the organism in Eukaryota, Viridiplantae, Streptophyta, Magnoliopsida, Brassicales, Cleomaceae. The transcript is spliced from 6 exons. Gene Ontology annotation, molecular function: metal ion binding. Bases 157 to 1314 code for a protein of 385 amino acids.